This is a messenger RNA of Rana temporaria (common frog), 2476 nucleotides long. It is a transcript of the gene KLHL34, whose product is annotated as kelch like family member 34. Gene Ontology annotation, molecular function: protein binding. The transcript has a single exon. NCBI's taxonomy places the organism in Eukaryota, Metazoa, Chordata, Amphibia, Anura, Ranidae. Bases 571 to 2355 code for a protein of 594 amino acids. The record is from RefSeq and is a predicted model, not a curated record.
UAUGUAACACGGUCUUGUGUUUGUAUUCUAUUUCUGUAUCUGUAUCUGUGAGCUAUGAUGAUAUCAUCCACACAAGACCUGAGAUACACUUGCCAAACUAUAGCAGCGACUAAACAGGAUAUUUACUAUAGUCUUCUAAUUUUGGUAAGUCCAGCUCUAAUCCGCGGCUGUUGAUUUGAUCUUUAAACAAAUGCUUUCAAUGGAAGUGACAAAGCGUCCUCUGCAAAGGUUUUAACAAACAGAAGCUGCUUUGAUUUUAUACAUUGGUGCGAGCGUGAAGUAGUUGUCAGACCAUGAUGCCUGUGUUACAAGACAUCUGCCUUAAGGGGGAAAGGAAGGUUGCUUUAUGGAUAAUUAAGGACUGUACAUCACAGGUGGAGCCCAGAAGAUACAUACAAAAGGAGACUUUAUAGCAGAUCAAGCAUAAAAACACUUGUUGUACUUCACUGGAAAAAGGGCAGUGGUAUAGUUGAGAAACUUUUUAAACUGCUUUGGGACUUUCCAGCACUGUCUACAUACAGUGAGUAACUAUUGCUCAUAUUUUUAGUUUAUUUGUAAUCAUUAUGCAUCAUGAGUUAUUUCUUGGCUUUCUGCAAGUCUCAUCGUGGCUUGGUGUUUACUCAGUAUCAGGUGCUCCGAUCUCACAGACACUUGUGCGAUGUUUCACUAGUUGUAGAUGGCCAUGAGUUCCCUGCACAUAAGUCAUUGUUGGCUUGCUCUAGUGACUACUUCAAUGCAAUGUUUAAAGAUUACACAAAAGAGUCCAGAGCCUCCGUUAUUCACCUAAAAGUUAUCACGGCAGCAGGUCUACAAAGCAUUCUGGAUUUUAUAUACACAGCAUGGCUGUCUCUUUCCUUGAAAACUUUGGAAGAUACUUUGGAAGCUGCAAAUUAUCUGCAAGUGGUGGAUGCAAUACCGUUAUGUAGUAAGUUCCUAAUCAAUAGCUGUGACUUGGAAAACUGUUGCUUUGUUGCCAAUAUUGCUUUAAAAUAUUACCUUGUAGAUGCUUUAGAAGAAGCAGAACAGUUUAUCAAAAAUAAUUUAUGGAAUCUGUUACAAGAAGAUAUAGAAGGGACAGAGUUGGUGGAAUUAAAUGUAAAGUCAAUGAUAAACUUAAUUAAAUCGGAUAAUAUUCCUAAAGUCAAUGAGCAAUAUUUAUUAAGUUUAGUUCUUAAGUGGUUACAAUAUGAUAGAACCAGACUUUUACAUGCUAACGUGUUUUUUGAAAAUGUCAGAUAUGGUCUGUUGUCGCUGGAUACCCUCAGGGAACUUUACAAACAAUCAGAGGUUCCUUUAACACCAUCUAUCAAAAAUAUCAUCAUAAAAGCAAUAAACUAUCAUUCCUUCCCCUCAAAGCAACCUCUUUUACAGGAUAAAUACAGUACUCUGCGGAACCAAAAGGGAUGGAUACUUCUUGUUGGAGGAACAGCCAAUGGGGAAUUAGUUGAGAAUGUUCUAGGAUUUGAUGUCUACUCUCAUAAGUGGAGAAUGGUAACAAAUCUAAAAGUAAAAGUUCAGCAUCAUUGCACUUGUGUGAUUGGUAACUUCCUCUAUGUGAUUGGAGGAGAAACUACUGAGAGUACAAAGAGCAGCUCAAGCAGCACUUGUUUGUUGGCUACAAAUGUUGUCUACCGCUUUGACCCAAGGUUCAAUAAAUGGAUCCAAGUCAGCUCCAUGUUGGAACAAAGAGCACAGUUUUCCUGUUGUGUUGUAGACAAUCACAUCUUUGUUAUUGGUGGCAGGGGCAAUCAACAAGUCACAUAUUCAUCAGUGGAAGUUUAUGACAUAAACAGAGAUGCUUGGACAAGAUCUAAAGACUUGCCUUGCAAAAUACAUGGUCAAGCAAAUGCAGUGCAUAAUAACAUAAUUUAUAUCUCUGGAGGCAAACUUGAUGGCCGAGUCAACAGCUCUAAGGAUGUGUUUUCUUUUAAUAGACUAGAAGGACAGUGGAAAAAACAAGCACCUAUGACAAUUGCAAGGUUUGGUCACCAGAUGGCCACUGUAAAGGAUUCAAUAUUCACAUUCUUGGGAAUUUAUGAACCAUUUUCUGAUAUAGAAAGCUAUGAUCCAAUGCACAAUCAAUGGACUCGUUUGAGGCCAAUGACCUUCGACCGGUUUUGCUAUGGUUUAGUGGUGGUGGAGCAAACUGUGCUUUUCCUAGGUGGCAAAAAAUGGCAAGAUUCUCGAGAGGUUGCAACACAUAACGUUGUUGGGUAUGAUGCAGAAAAUGACUGCUGGGAAGAGAUUUGCAGUCUGGCUUUUCCAUUUUGUGGACUAAAAUGCGAAAUUCUCCAGAUGACAGAUGUAAAUGAAGCCAAUGACAUAAAUGACAAAGUGCAUUCACAGAUGAAGUGAGGGGAACAUUUUUCCUUUUGUAGGUUCAGAGUAGCAUACAAACAAUGACUCAUAAAUGGUAAUGUAUGUUCAUUCAAAAAGACAGUAAUUUCCAAUUAUGAUGGUGGGAAAAAUACAUUUA